This is a messenger RNA of Jaminaea rosea, 2820 nucleotides long. RefSeq lists its product as hypothetical. Bases 1 to 2820 code for a protein of 939 amino acids. The record is from RefSeq and is a predicted model, not a curated record. NCBI's taxonomy places the organism in Eukaryota, Fungi, Basidiomycota, Exobasidiomycetes, Microstromatales. The transcript has a single exon.
AUGUCGCUGCCUAACCCUCCCCCUCCUCUGUCCACCCCUUCGCGCCCUCGGCCGCGACAUCGGUCUAGCAAAGGCGCCGAAGGCGGCAGCUUCGACGCAAAUGCUUCCCUUGACUCACAGAAUCCAGCCUUGGCGGGUUUGUCCCUCUCUGGCUUCACACCUGGUGGGCCUGUACCCGCAGGCUACUCGUACCUAGACAAGGCUGCCCCUCUACUGAGGACUUCAACUCGCAGCGGCGGCCGCAGUCAAGAGGAAAGAGCCAGCAAGAAGAAGGCGCCCCGCCCAGCGACACGCUUUGUCCCUCCACGACCAAGUUCACCAGUCUCGCCUCAUGACAGAGCCAUCCCUAACUCCGUGUCUGCCUCUUCUUCAUUCUCCUCUCCUCCUCGACCGGUACCCGCCCUCGCGGCGCUCAACGCCUCUCUGUCAUCUCUGGCCUCCCUGCCCUCCGACCCACGCCACUGGUCACCAGCGCACGUAAGCCUCUAUCUCUCGCAUGUCCUGUCACUCGCUCCUCGCCCCGUCAUUGAGGACGUGAGUCGCUUCGUUCGCUCAGAGCAGAUGGGCGGUCCCGGCUUCCUGCGGCUAAGGGACGGGCAGCUCGAGCAACGCGGCAUGAAUCCGCGAUGGCGCCGCUUAUUGUGCGAAGCCAGCGCGCGACUACGAAGGGAUGCUCUGAGGAGGAGGAUUUGGAGCCAUGGCCAUGCCGCCAAGGAGGAAGAACCACACAUGGACGACCUGCUACAGUCUGUUCCCGAUGCAGGCGAGCUCACCCCAGGUCAACAGCGCCUUAUGACCGCGACGCUCAAACGUAUUCGGGACCGCAAGGCCGUUCGAGGUCUCAUUGAGGCUCUCGAGUCGCCGCCCAAGGGAACCGAUCUAGAGCUGCCAGCGAUGGACACGCCGACAAAGAAGAUCAGAGACGCGUUCCACAGCCGUGACACUGGUAGCCUGGGCAAAGGAUCGCCGCAGAUCGAGGCGCCCUUUGGUCAGGGGUACGUCCUCCGUCAGGCUCGCAGCUUCUCUUCGCAGGACAACUUGGCGCAGCUUGCCAGAGAGGAAGCCAAGGUGGCUCGUCCUCCCAAGUCGACGCGCAAAUGGCAAGUCGAGCCAGAAGAGGGCAAAGAGCAACACGCGCGAUUCGAAAGCAUUCCCUCAUCGGUGUCUCUGCCCGCUUGGGCCCCCUCCCACAGCCACACCAUGUCCGCCUCCUCUUCGUCGUCCUCGUCCAUCUCGACAGUAUCCAGUACUGCAGCUGCAGAGGGAUAUGAGUCGGACUUUAGCAGCGAGGUAACCACCGAUAGUGAGAUUGGUGCGGCGGAGGAGUAUGAGGGUCAGCAGCAGCAGGAGCACGACUGGCUGGCGAUUGUGCCUUUCGACGAGCAUGAUCUCAAGGCUAUACUGGAGGAGGAUGACGAGCAGGUAGACAGCACACAGACGUACGAGCCAGCCAUCGAGGGAGAUGAUGCGAAGGAAAUUCUCGAGUCUCAGCCCGAACCGGCUGUGCUCAUCGCUGUCCCUAGCUAUGCGGACCUUGAGCCCACCUCGACGAACGACUCCGUCCUAGGGGCGACCCCCACGCCUACCAACCGUCGUCUCGUCAGCGACGCCGCCAACGCAAGUUCGGUCAUCGAUCCACAUGAAGUCCAAAGAGACGUCUUUGGUCAAGCUGAUGAAGAGCCCCAGGACAGCCUCUUCGACGAGGCCACAGUGCGACCACGCGCUCAACCUGUUGGCGAGAUCGAGGACGAAGGACAGUUCGACACCAUCCGCCUCGAUGAUGUGCAGAAAGCGCGCCGCGAAGCUAGCAAUGCCAGCAGCAGUAGCAGCAGCGAAGGCGAAGGGCAAGGCUGGCAUAGCGCGAGGAGGAGCUUGCAAUUGAGCGAGAUAUUCGCUGAGCCUGCGAAGGAAGCGAUGGCUGAGGAGGCGAUGGCCGAGGAGGUAGAAAAAGAAUAUGUCGAGGCUGCACCUGCUCUCGUAGAUGAUGUCAGUCCCAAGGUGGUCAUCGAGGACGCCGCACCUCCCCCCUACUCUCCUGAUGUGGCUAUGGCCAAGGAAGACGACUCUUCCUCUCUCGAAAGCACCGCGCAAGAGAUGCACGGACUUCAGACCCUCAAUCUCGUCGCAGAACCAGCAGGUCACGAGGAGCAAGAUGUCUCCUUUACCGCUGCGGGCGUGUUGGACGAGCUCAUCGAAGAGAUUGCCCAGCCUUUGCAGAAGCACAGGGAGGAGCAGCUAGAAGAGACUGACGAGUCGAGCAAGCUGCAAGGCACGGACAUUCUUGCUCCUACUGAAGGCGAAAACAGCAUGGAAAGCUCCUGCGAGAACAGCACCAUCUUGCACCUCAUCCACACUCGUGACGCAUCUGCCGCUUCGUCCACGCUCGAGGACUUGACGGCCAUACCUACCACUGCGCCACCUGCGCUCAACGUGGAAGAGAACGCCAGUCAAGACGACGCCUGUGGGAAAUUCGUCGAGGUUGCGGACGACUCGUACCCCUCUCAGCGCGACGAAAACCACUCUAUCUACUACGGGGACGCCUCGUCCCUCAUGCUCCUCUCCACCCUCCUCCCCGAGCGAAGCGAAGAUGAGCUCCUCGUAACUGAGCAUCGUCGUAUCCUCUCAUCUGCUUCUAAGGCCGGCCAGGAAGAAGGUAGUGAAGAGACCACUCCUUCUUCUUCGCCGCCUGCGAGACACUUUGCCUACUGGUCAUCCUGGAGGGACAUGCUAGCUAGGACGCCCCCUUACCUUGUGGGACUAGCUGCGGGCGCGGCCUUUGUUGUGGUGAGCGAAGUGAUACUCGCUGCUAGGAGACGAUGA